Messenger RNA from Sphaeramia orbicularis (orbiculate cardinalfish), 2199 nucleotides. RefSeq names its product calpain-3-like. The transcript has 20 exons. The record is from RefSeq and is a predicted model, not a curated record. Gene Ontology annotation, biological process: proteolysis; negative regulation of apoptotic process. Lineage: Eukaryota; Metazoa; Chordata; Actinopteri; Kurtiformes; Apogonidae. Gene Ontology annotation, molecular function: calcium ion binding; calcium-dependent cysteine-type endopeptidase activity. Gene Ontology annotation, cellular component: cytoplasm. Bases 1 to 2199 code for a protein of 732 amino acids.
AUGCCCUACACACCGUCUGGCUUCUUCUGUGACCGGUUGAUCCGGGAACGAGAAAGGAGAGACGGGGAAGGAUCUUUGAACAAACCGCUGCGAUUCAACGGCCAGGACUACAACACCCUGAGGCAGGAGUGCAGUCAGAGGAAGAGCCUGUUCGAGGAUGACUCCUUCCCGGCCACAGUGGAGUCUCUGGGCUUCAAGGAGCUGGGACACAAGUCCAACAAGGUCAAGAACAUCGUCUGGAAGAGGCCCAAGGAAAUCUGUGAAAACCCUCAGUUUAUUGUUGGAGGAGCCAGUAGGACAGACAUCUGCCAGGGAGAUCUGGGUGACUGCUGGCUGCUGGCUGCCAUCGCCUGCCUCACCCUGAAUGAGAAGCUCCUGUACAGAGUGGUUCCUCAGGAGCAGAGCUUCUCUGAGAGCUACGCUGGCAUCUUCCACUUCCAGUUCUGGCGCUAUGGAGACUGGGUGGACGUCGUCAUUGACGACCGCAUCCCCACCUUCAACAACCAGCUGGUGUUCACCAAGUCAGCGGAGAGGAACGAGUUCUGGAGCGCUCUGCUGGAGAAGGCCUACGCCAAGCUUCACGGCUCCUACGAGGCCCUGAAGGGAGGAAACACCACCGAGGCCAUGGAGGACUUCACCGGAGGAGUCACUGAGUUCUACGAGAUGAAGGAGGCGCCCAAGGAGCUUUACAAGAUCAUGAAGAAAGCUCUGCAGAGAGGAUCGCUCAUGGGCUGUUCCAUCGACGCUCUUGUUCCUGCUCGAUACGAGACCAGAACUGUGACGGGACUGGUGAAGGGCCACGCCUACUCUGUGACGGCGGUGGAGGAGUGUAAAGCGUCUCAACACAAGGAGUCCAAGGUCCGUCUGGUGAGACUGAGGAACCCGUGGGGUCAGGUGGAGUGGAACGGCCCCUGGAGCGACAAUUCUAAGGAAUGGGCCACGCUGUCCAAGGCCGAGAAGGAGAAACUACAGCAUCAGAACGCAGAGGACGGAGAGUUCUGGAUGUCAUUCGAGGACUUCAAGAAGAACUACACUAAGAUUGAGAUCUGCAACCUGACCCCUGACGCCCUGGAGGACGACAAGAUCCACAAGUGGACGGUUUCUGUGAACGAAGGCCGGUGGGUGAGGGGCUGCUCGGCCGGAGGAUGCAGGAACUACCCAGACACUUUCUGGACGAACCCUCAGUACCGCCUCCGUCUACUGGAGGAGGAUGACGACCCCGAGGACAACGAGGUCGGAUGUACAUUUGUGGUCGCUCUGAUGCAGAAGAACAGACGGAAAGAACGUAAGAUGGGCGCCAACCUCUUCACCAUUGGAUUCGCAAUUUAUGAGGUGCCAAAGGAGAUGCACGGGAACAAGCAGCACAUGCAGAAGGACUUCUUCCUGUUGAACUCGUCCAAGGCUCGCUGUAAGUCCUACAUCAACCUGCGCGAGGUGAGCCAGCGCUUCCGCCUGAGCCCCGGCGAGUACGUCAUCGUUCCCUCCACCUACGAGCCGCACCAGGAGGGCGAGUUCAUCCUCAGGGUCUUCUCUGAAAAGAGGAACACCUCAGAGGAGAUAGAGAACAGGAUCGAGGCCGACCAUCCGGUGCCGGCGCCGGCCUCGGCAGGGGAAGAGAGCGAGGAGGACCAGCAGUUCAGGACCAUUUUUCAGGAGAUAGCCGGCGAUGACAUGGAAAUAACAGCCAACGAACUGAAAAACGUCCUCAACAGAGUCAUCACCAAACAUAAGGACCUGAACACCGAGGGCUUCAGCCUGGAGAGCUGCAGGAGCAUGAUUGCUCUGAUGGACAUGGACGGGACGGGUCGACUCAACCUGCAGGAGUUCAGACAUCUGUGGAAUAAGAUCAAACAGUGGCAGGGAAUCUUCAAACACUACAACGCCGACCAGUCUGGAAGCAUCAACAGCUACGAGAUGAGGAACGCCGUCAACGACGCAGGCUUCCGUCUCAACAACCAGCUGUAUGACAUCAUCACCAUGCGCUACGCCAAUGAGAACAUGAACAUCGACUUCGACAGCUUCAUCAGCUGUCUGGUCCGCCUCGAAGCCAUGUUCAGGGCGUUCCAGGCCUUCGAUCAGGACGGAGACGGAACCAUCAGACUCAGUGUCCUGGAGGUAAGACUCAACAUGUCCACGCUUGGACUCGGACUUCACUCAAAAAUACUGAACAGGAUUACACCAGUCAGUCCAAAACAGUAA